Linum trigynum is the source of this 1716-nucleotide messenger RNA. The record is from the annotation of a GenBank genome assembly. Lineage: Eukaryota; Viridiplantae; Streptophyta; Magnoliopsida; Malpighiales; Linaceae.
CCCCAUUCCAAAUCCAUACCCUACCAUAAUCAAUGGAUAGGGCAAAAUCAAAGAAUGUACUUGAGUUUGAAUAAAAUUAUUCAUGAUUGGGCAAUUAUCAUCCUAGUAAUAUAGUGGGAUAGCUAGCGCAAAAUUAGGCGAUUUCUUCACGGGAGUACUAAACCCUAACUGCCCAUGCAUGAUAAGAGAAGUACAUAAGUACGUGCUAUAUAUAUAAUAUAAUAUAUACAUCUCAUCACCUUCUACCUAACUCCAAGUAGCGCGAUGGCGGCGGCAACAACGAUGAUGUCUUUACCCUCCGACACGGUGAUCGAAAUCCUGACCCGGCUCCCCUCCGCCACCGCCGUCGCCAGAUGCCGCUGCGUCUCCGCAUCGUGGCGCACCCUCCUCUCCGACCCGGACUUCCUCCUCAAAAUCUUCCUCUUCGAUGGUACUCGAUGCGGCGGCGGCGAUCGUAAUAAGACCAUCAUGAUCAUCCGCCUCCUCAAUGCAAAAACCGUCCCGGUCUACUCUCUCCGCUCCGCCGACGCCCCGAUGGCCUCGCUCUACGUCGCCCCGAUCCCCCUCUACCCCACGGCUAUGGGUUCACCGUGGGCGACGGGUUCUCCGUGGCCGGGUACAGCGAGGGAAUCUUCUGCAUCACCGUCGACCAGCGACUUCAAGGUGGUCCGCGUCCGCACCGACGCGGACCACAGGUACACCGACGUGUACAGCCUGAGGGAAGGUUCGUGGGGACAGGAAUCCAAACACGAGGGAAUGGGCCUGAACUACUUGGGCUUGGGCCCGAACGAGGUGGAGCAGCCCAUCGUCGAGAGUAAAGGCGGGAGGUGCUACCAGUGGCACUGGGAGAAAAGAAACGUGCGCGCGAGAAUCUUGUGUUACGAUCUGACUAGAGAAGCGCUCUCCGUUGGGUACGUGACGGGCCCGAAACCGGGUUGUCGUCGGGUCAGGUCCAUGUCGAUCUCGAAAGGAUUCCUCGUUGCGAUUACCGAUGACGACGACGGCGGCGGUUCGGGGUUCGAGGUGUGGGUGGCCAUGGGGUUCGGGGAGUCGUCGUCGCCGUCGUCGUUGCUAAAAGUGUUUGAUGUGGUGCCGCAAUUGGGACCGGAGUUUAGGAACUGGGUUCCGUCCUGGGUGGCUUGGGCGGACAACAAAUGUUUCUACCUGUUCAGAGACGUGCGUUAUAAUUAUCGUUAUGAUCGAGCUGAUGAUCAUGCUACGCUGUUGGGUGCCUUUGAUCUGAAGACGGGACGUGCUCGUGAUUUCGGGGUUCGAUCUGGCUGGAGCGAGGUUCGGAGUGUGACAACGUACGUCGGAUCCGAGAUUUCAUUGUCGAGUUUCGAUUGAAUGUGAUUUGUUUAUGCUUAAUUUUAUCAUAAUUAAGCUGCAUACUACAUACUCUGGUUAUUUGUUUGUUUUGGUUAAUUGACUUAUUAAUUGUUGUUUUGGUAUGUUGUUAUUAGUUGUUGCUCUUGUCCUACAAGUCAAGACGGAGAGAACGCUUUGUAUAUGUUUAUUUAGGGGUAAAUGCCACACUUGGUCACUGAGAUUAUUGAAUCGUGUCAUGUUUAGUCACUAAAAAAAUUUAAUAUCAAUUUUGGUCACUCGAAUUACAGGAACAGUCACAUUUAGUCACUGUGCCGUUAGUUUCUGUCCAACUCCAUUAAUGGAGUUGGAGGAAACUAACGGGAGAGUGACUAAAUGUGACAAGUUUCA